UUGCCUUUCAUUGUGGUAUCGAGUCUCAGAGCUACUUCUAUCUUGAGAGGGUGAGGUGAUCGAUAUUGGGUUUUGUAAGAAGUCUCAAGAUGAGGACUACUACGCUUUCCUUGUUCAUUUCUAUGCUAGUCCUGUGCGUUGUUGGCAUUUGUCAAGGAGGCGCCCUGAGGAAGAACUUCUACAAAGAUAGCUGCCCUCUUGCUGAGAAGAUUGUUAGGGAUGUCAUUUGGAAACUAGCUGCUAGUGAUCCUGCAUUGCCUGCUGAGCUCGUGAGGCUGAAUUUCCACGAUUGUUUUGUUAGGGGUUGCGAUGCAUCGGUGUUACUGAACUCCACUCCAAAUAACGUAGCUGAGAAGGAUGCAGUGCCAAAUCUAACUUUGGAUGGUGCAGACAUUAUCGACAAAGUGAAGGAUGAGGUGGAGAAAGCUUGCCCCGGAGUUGUUUCUUGUGCCGAUAUCAUCGCUUUGGCUGCUAGGGACUCUGUCGCCUUCCAGUUCAAGAAACCAAUGUGGGAGGUGCUCACCGGAAGAAGAGACGGCACUGUGUCACUAGCCUCCGAAGCUGUAGCUAACCUCCCUCAACCAUCCUCUGACUUUGCCACCCUGAGAAGCAACUUUGCCAAGAAAGGACUCACUCUUCACGACCUUGUGGUGUUGUCAGGUGCACACACUUUUGGACAUGGACACUGCGACGCUUUCAGCAAAAGGCUUUACAACUUCACAGGGAAGGGAGAUGUAGAUCCGUCCCUGGACCCAACCUAUGCGGCUUUCCUGAAAACCCAAUGCAAAACCCUCUCAGACAACACUACUACAGUAGAUAUGGACCCCGAAAGCCCUCAAUCGUUCGACAACCACUAUUAUGUGGUCCUGAAGCAACACAAGGGUCUCUUCCAAUCAGAUGCUGCCCUUCUAACCAACAAGAUGUCUAGCAACAUUGUCGACGAGUUGCUUAACCAGAAUAAAUUCUUCACCGAGUUUGGUCAGUCCAUGAAGAGGAUGGGAGCCAUCGGAGUCCUUACUGGGAACUCUGGGGAGAUUAGGAAGAAAUGUGGAGUUGUGAACUCUUAACCCUCACCGGCCUGUUUCCUUUUUCAUGGCGUCUACGGGUUUUCUUUUUCAGUUUUUGUGUUUUCUUUUUUAACUGAGAGGAGUGGUUUAUUUGAAUGUAGAAGUUGCGUUGAAAAUUGUUGAUUUCUACUCUCCACUAAUAAAAGAAGUAAUAAUGGGAAUCAUGGGAAUUUUUUCAUAA
Nelumbo nucifera (sacred lotus) is the source of this 1248-nucleotide messenger RNA. RefSeq names its product peroxidase 3-like. Gene Ontology annotation, molecular function: peroxidase activity; heme binding. The record is from RefSeq and is a predicted model, not a curated record. NCBI's taxonomy places the organism in Eukaryota, Viridiplantae, Streptophyta, Magnoliopsida, Proteales, Nelumbonaceae. Gene Ontology annotation, biological process: response to oxidative stress; hydrogen peroxide catabolic process.